Leptosomus discolor (cuckoo roller) is the source of this 679-nucleotide messenger RNA. The record is from RefSeq and is a predicted model, not a curated record. NCBI's taxonomy places the organism in Eukaryota, Metazoa, Chordata, Aves, Leptosomiformes, Leptosomidae.
GAACUAUGAAAAUUACUUUAUCAAGGCACAGAAAGUCAGACGUCUCAUUGCCGAUGACUUUGUGAAGGUUUUCAGGAGUGGUGUUGAUAUUUUACUCACUCCUACCACUCUGAGUGAUGCAGUACCGUAUAUGGAAUUCAUCAAAGAAGACAACAGAACCCGCAGUGCGCAAGAUGACAUCCUAACACAGGCUGCAAACAUGGCUGGACUGCCAGCCAUAAAUGUUCCUACAGCCCUUUCAGAGAGAGGCUUGCCAGUUGGGCUUCAGUUCAUUGGACGUUCAUUCCAGGAGAAGCAGCUUCUCACUGUAGCCAAAUGGUUUGAAAAACAAGUAAAAUUCCCAAUGAUCCAGCUAGAAGAAGUGAAGACACAUGACCAUGGUGGCCUUCAGCAUCAGAAAUCUGCUUCCAUCUCGUAACAUGGGACUUGCUACUCAGCUAAAGCAAGAAAGCUCUGGGGAUGGUCUAAAAAUGUAUUCCUGCAGUUAAAUCUCUGUUGUGGGAAAAGAUCAUCCUUUUUAAGAAGACUAUAUGCAGUAAUGCAGGAUGGAAUCACAACAGCUUGUUACCGUGUAAUUAAGGCAAAGUGAAUCAUUAAGUAAACGUGUCUGUGUUUAUUAAAAACCAUUUCUAACUGAUAUUAAAAACACCAAGUUGAAAUUAUGUAUCUUGUGGAGCUG